CCGGAGUUAAAGACUUUUCUCAACUUGCUCCUUUCCUCUCUCUUUCCUUCAAUCACCAUAUAUAUACACACCCAAAAAGUUCACAAACAUUUGUUACAAAUUCUUGAAGAAUAUAAGAUACAUAAUCUACAAAUGGAUCAGCAAAAGUCAUCAGCAAAAUCAAAGAAAACAAUCUUGAGGUAUCUACCAGGACCAACAUCAUCGGUUUCGUUUCAAAACCCUUCGAUAUAUAGUCCGUCGAGAGACAAAAGAUCGACGGACAAACCCCACAAAUCCAACCUUGGAAUCGGGUUCUCCGGCCCCAUGGUAUCCAUGGUUCUAGCGGACACCCGUCGAAAAGUCAAAAUCAACCACGAUCAUAUCCCCGUGUAUGAGCCCACCUCUCCAAGGGUCUCAUGCAUGGGAACGGUUAAGUGCAAGAACAAAAAGAACAAACCUCAAAAGCCGGUCAAUAGACCGCCAACCAAUAAAGUUUUGAGGCUUACGUCAGCUACACCAGAAAGUCCAACUAACAAUGAUCACAAAAAAGAAAGCAAGAAAAAAUUAGGGUUUAAGAAAAUAUUUGGUGGGAUUACUCCCUCAAGAUCGGAUUCCGGGAAGAAAAAUUCAGAGGCUCCAAGUUUGGGUGCGAUGAAGCGGUUUUCGAGUGGUCGGGAUAAGUUAUCGAAUAUUGAUUGGACGAAGGAGGUUGCGGCGAGGAGAUAUGAUUCAGAUGAAGAAAGUGAUGAUGAACGUGUUGUGGUCCCUUCUUCUGCUCCUGUGAUCAUAAGGAAUUCAUUAGGGUUUGAUGAUAAUAUUGUUAGGAUUGCAGGGUUGAAUCAUGUGGAGCCAAGAAAUGAAAUUAAUUUGUGGAAGAGGAGAACCAUGCAGCAACCUAAGCCUCUUCAGUUACAAAAAGUUUAAUUUUGGUUUCUUAUGGGAAAUGGAUAUUUUGUUUUUGUGAGAAAGGUUUUGUUCAUUAUUCUUUCAUUUUUUUUGUUUUAAAUCAUUGUCAUAGAUGUAAAUAUUCAAUAUUACUACUUCUUGAAUGUAUUUUCUUUCAAAAAGAUUGUAAUUUAAAAUUAUAUAAAUGUUGAUAGGGCUU
This is a messenger RNA of Helianthus annuus (common sunflower), 1084 nucleotides long. RefSeq lists its product as uncharacterized. The transcript has a single exon. Lineage: Eukaryota; Viridiplantae; Streptophyta; Magnoliopsida; Asterales; Asteraceae. The record is from RefSeq and is a predicted model, not a curated record. The coding region runs from base 133 to 903 and encodes 256 amino acids.